Messenger RNA from Podarcis raffonei (Aeolian wall lizard), 1572 nucleotides. RefSeq names its product phosphomannomutase 1 (gene PMM1). Gene Ontology annotation, molecular function: phosphomannomutase activity. Gene Ontology annotation, biological process: GDP-mannose biosynthetic process; protein N-linked glycosylation; mannose metabolic process. Lineage: Eukaryota; Metazoa; Chordata; Lepidosauria; Squamata; Lacertidae. The record is from RefSeq and is a predicted model, not a curated record. Gene Ontology annotation, cellular component: cytosol.
GUUUACACGAGUCACAUGGGCGGCCCUUCGCGCCGCAGUUGGGUCGCCUUCGGGCCGGCCUCCCUCCCGCCUCCUUCCCGCCUCCCUGCCAACUGCAGCCUCGUCCCUGCGAAGGAGCCGUGGCCGCCGCCGCCGAGGAGGGAGGAGGGAAGGAGUCCCGCGGCUGCAAUGGCUGCCACCGGGAGCCGGGAGCGGAUCCUGUGUCUCUUCGACGUGGAUGGGACCCUCACCCCGCCUCGCCAGAAAAUUAAGCCUGAAGUAGACGAGUUUCUUCAAGAGCUGCGUACGAGAGUGUCAAUUGGGGUAGUGGGUGGCUCAGACUACUCCAAGAUAGCUGAGCAGCUGGGAGAAGGAGAUGAAGUUAUCGACAAGUUUGAUUACGUCUUUGCAGAAAAUGGCACCGUGCAGUACAAGAAUGGGCAGCUGGUCUCCAAGCAGGCUAUCCAGAACCACCUUGGGGAAGAACUUCUGCAGGAUCUCAUCAACUUCUGCCUCAAUUACAUGGCACUUCUAAAGCUGCCCAAGAAACGGGGGACGUUUAUUGAAUUUCGCAAUGGGAUGUUGAACAUCUCUCCUAUUGGUCGAAGCUGCACUUUGGAAGAACGAAUAGAAUUUUCAGAACUGGACAAGAAAGAGAGGAUUCGAGAGAAGUUUGUAGCUGCCUUGCAGAGGGAGUUUGCUGGCAAAGGCCUGCGGUUUUCCCGAGGUGGGAUGAUCAGCUUUGACGUCUUCCCUGAGGGCUGGGACAAGCGCUAUUGCCUCGAUAUCCUUGAGGAUGAGAGAUUCGAGACCAUCCAUUUCUUUGGGAAUGAGACAAGUCCAGGUGGGAAUGAUUAUGAAAUCUAUGACGACCCUCGCACGGUGGGGCACAGCAUCCAGUCUCCGCAAGACACAGUCCGGAGGUGCCAGGAGAUCUUCUUUCCAGAGACAGUGAAUGAAUCUUGACUCGUGGUGUCCCUGUUGCUCUCGAUCACUCGGAUGAGACCCUCACUCACCUUAGGAAAGCACCUUUUGGAUCCUUUCAGGACUUGCUGAGGCCCAAGGUCAAAAUGCACUUUGGAAACAGGAGCUGGAGUGUCAGAAAGGGAGGGGGAUGGUGAAAGCUGUUCAUCAGUUGCGCCAUCAUCUUGCUCCUGGGGAGCUGCAGAACCCCAAUUGCCAUACCCUCAUUCCCACCAAACGAGGUAAAGUGGUGUUGUUUAUGUUUAAAGUGAAACCCGUAUUCUAGUUAAGGCUUUUUCCCUUUCUUAUUAGGAAGCUAAUAAUCACCCUUCCCCACAGAUUCACCCAAAUGAACCUAUUUUUGAGAUGAUGAUUAUAAUGAUUGAAAUAAUUUAUAUACCCCCUUCCAUUUCUAGAAGAAAUGCCAAGGCGAUAUUUUUGAGAUGAAUCUCAGAAAGACACUAAAGUUAUAUUUAAAAGGAAGCAGGGCCUGUAGUGUUAGAAAUACAAGACCUGUCAAGUAUUUUCAUAUUCUUGACCCAUCAAUGUGGUUGGCAAAUUAUUUUUUGAGAGCCUUUUUAAUGUGUGAAAGGAGAGCGUAACCUGAACGAUAAAUAAUGGCCCCUCCUA